UCUGCGUCCGUAAGAGGAGGCAUCUGGGUUGAACGAGGUUCUGCAAGCUCAGGGAAAUACUGGCAAACGUCCAUUGAGAGCAGAUCGCUGUCAAAGAGAGCGCGCAAACAAGCUCCGACGUUCUCUUGAGUGGUCAGCACAGAUGUGACGAUGGACGCAGCAGAGUCAGACAGAAGGGUUUCUCCUCUCAAGAACUUUUUGGCUGGAGGGGUCGGUGGUGUCUGUCUCUUAGUCGCCGGACACCCGCUGGACACUAUCAAGGUCCGUCUGCAAACACAGGAAUGUGUUGUCUACAGAGGAACAUAUGACUGCUUAAGGAAGACUGUGUCCAAAGAGGGAAUAUUUGGCCUGUAUAAAGGGAUGGGUGUCCCGCUAGCCAGUGUUACCCCAAUGAUGGCUUUGAAUUUCUUUGGCUUUGGGCUGGGAAAGGAGCUUCUGCAAAGUGACCCCACCGUACCAAUCACAAACACACAGAUCUACUUGGCGGGGAUGCUGGCAGGGGUAUUCACCACUGUGAUCGUGACCCCGGGCGAGAGAAUCAAGUGUUUACUUCAGAUCCAGUCCUCAGCUUGUCAGCUGAAGUAUGCUGGACCAGUGGAUUGUGCACUGAAGCUUUAUAAGAAACAGGGAAUUCGCUCUGUCUACAAGGGCACUGCUCUUACUCUAAUCAGAGAUGUGCCUUCAAAUGGUGUAUACUUUCUAACUUAUGAAUACUUAAAACAGUUUCUGACCCCUGAGGGAGAGAAUGUUCAUCAUCUCAGCACGUCCAGAGUUCUUCUUGCUGGUGGGAUUGCUGGCAUGUUAAACUGGCUAGUUGCUCUGCCUGCAGACGUGCUUAAAUCAAACUACCAAACAGCCACAGACGGGCGUUACCAGGGUGUGAGAGAUGUGUUAAAAACACUGCUACGGGAAGAAGGAGCCCAUGCUCUCUACAAAGGCUUGAGUGCAGUCAUGUUACGAGCAUUUCCUGCUAAUGCGGCUUGUUUUCUAGGCUUUGAGGUUGCGCUAAAGUGCUUAAAUUACAUCGCUCCAGAAUGGUGAUUUCACAGACGGAUGAGGGAUACUAUAUGACUGAUAUACAUUUUUUUAUAACGUUGUUUUACAGCUAUUUUUGGUGUAAUUUUAGAUUUUUUUUUAGAUUUGCAUGAGUUCAGUAAGGGGCAGAAAGAUUUGUAUUGUACAGUUUACAGUAACAUAUGUUACUUUUGUAUAAAACUCUCUUAUCUAUGUCUCUCUUA
Molecule: messenger RNA, 1238 nt
Organism: Puntigrus tetrazona (Sumatra barb)
Lineage: Eukaryota; Metazoa; Chordata; Actinopteri; Cypriniformes; Cyprinidae
Product: mitochondrial carnitine/acylcarnitine carrier protein
Exons: 9
Coding region: 151-1041 (296 amino acids)
Biological process (GO): mitochondrial transport; carnitine transmembrane transport
Cellular component (GO): mitochondrial envelope
Molecular function (GO): O-acyl-L-carnitine transmembrane transporter activity
Source: RefSeq, a predicted model, not a curated record